AUGACACGAAUUGCCAUCCUCGAAUGUGACACCCCCAUUGAUCCCGUCAAAGAUCGCUAUGGCAGCUACGGCGACAUGUUUCAGAGGCUUCUCAACACCUCUCUUGCUUCACUUGAAAAUACGAACACUACGCUUGAACUGACCAAAUGGGACGUGGUGGAGAACUCAGUGUUCCCUGAUCCAGGGGACUUUGAUGCACUUCUAUUAACCGGAAGCAAACACGAUGCUUUUUCAGAUACGCCAUGGAUAGUCGAAUUAACCAACUACGUCCAAAAAACCCAUCAACACAAGAAACCCAUCAUCGGAAUCUGCUUUGGCCAUCAAAUCAUUGCCCGCGCAUUAGGUGCGCGAGUCGGUCGGAGUGACGCUGGAUGGGAAGUAUCAGUCGAGCAGAUCUCUCUGAGUGAUGCGGGCAAGCAGCUGUUUUCCAGGGACACAUUCUCAUUGCAUCAAAUGCAUCGCGAUAUCGCCCACGAAAUCCCCGCGGGAUGCGUGAAUCUCGGCUCGACACCCAUCUGUGAGGUCCAGGGGCUAUAUAUGCCGGGUCGCAUUCUGACGGUCCAGGGACAUCCGGAGUACGAUGGGUUUGUGAUUACGAGUUUGUUGGACGCUCGGUAUAAGAUGGGGAUAUUUGGUGAGCGGACGUUUUAUAGUGGGAUUGAGAGAGCGGGAAAGCCGCAUGAUGGGUUACUGUUUGGAGAGGCUGUGUGGAGGUUUAUUUUGUUUUAA
Molecule: messenger RNA, 729 nt
Organism: Aspergillus melleus
Lineage: Eukaryota; Fungi; Ascomycota; Eurotiomycetes; Eurotiales; Aspergillaceae
Product: type 1 glutamine amidotransferase
Exons: 3
Coding region: 1-729 (242 amino acids)
Cellular component (GO): cytosol; nucleus
Source: RefSeq, a predicted model, not a curated record